GCAUGAUGUCACAAGUUUGGCAUUCCAAAUCCCCGCAAGUGGGAGAAGAAAUAUACCAUGGGUGUGAGAAGAAGGAAACAUCUAUUUAAAGAAAUGAUCUUCAGCCUUUAGGAGAUGAGUCAAGAUAACAUCCCAAAGAAAAAGAAGAGUAACGGGGCCAUGAAAGUUGUCAAAGAAAACAAUUACUUAGAUAAGAAGACCAUGAGGGAAGUGGAGAGACAGAACACGCGACAGAACGCCCAGAUGAGGCGUGCAGUGAACCCGAUUCACUCGCUAAGGCGUUGUUCGAUGUGGUGUUUUUCGUCGUAUAGACGCUGCCUUGGCCUGGGGGCUGUGGAGGGAGCAUUACUUCUUGGCCCCUUCCGCAGUCUGAGUGUUUAUUUAUAUGUGUGCCUGUUGUGGGAGCAGGGUCGGCAGGCCAUCAUAAUCAGGAGUAUAGUGCAGGAGUUUAUCACGCUGAAAAGUGACUCCCAGAAAAACCUCCGGCAAAGCCGAAAUUCACGGGUUUCUGUCCCGGAGGAUAGCAAAAACCGGAAUCCCAGGCAAACCAUCCCCCACGUGAACUCCAAAGGCUCUCUUUCGGACUCUGGGGAGCACAAGCCAUCUUCUCUUGCUCCACCUGAGAAGGCACCCAACCCUCCAGAAAAGCGUCCAAUAACAACCCCACCCCCCUCCCCAUCCAACACUCCACCUCCAACCUCAGAAAUGCUGAAGGCCCGAUUGUCCCAGGAAUGGAAGAACCCAAAACACUCAUCCUCUCAUAGCUCCAAGGAAUCAAGUGAAGAUAAUGAUGAUGACGUUGCCAACUGGACUCCCGGAAGACCCAGGCCACCCAAACCUAAGCAUGCUAUCACCAUUGCUGUCUCUUCCCGGGCACUCUUCAAUAUGGCGGAAGACAAUAAAAUCUUUGAGAAAGAAGGACUGGAGAAGUACAUGGAAUACCAGCUCACCCACGAGAAUGUCACUCUGAAACCCGGACCCGCAUUUGGCUUUGUCAAGGCCCUGCAGAACGUCAAUGCCAGACUGCGCAGCCUUUAUCCCAAGGAACAGGACUUGUUUGAUAUUGUGCUGAUGACUAAUAACCAUGCCCAAGUUGGGGUGAGGAUCAUAAACAGCAUCAAUCACCACGGCUUAUUAAUUGACCGCUUCUGCCUGACUGGCGGAGAAAGUCCUAUCGGCUAUCUAAAGACGUAUCUUACAAACUUAUAUCUUUCUGCAGAUUCUGAUAAGGUACAAGAAGCCAUAGAAGAAGGGAUUGCUGCAGCAACGAUGUACUUGGGGAACAAAGACUUGCCAUUCUUGGAUACACAACUCCGAGUAGCCUUUGAUGGGGACGCUAUCCUUUUUUCGGAUGAUUUUGAUCAAAAUAGUAAUAAGAAAGAAUCAGAAAAAAAUGUUCAUCACGAAUCAACAAAUAUUAGAAAGAACAAGUACCUUGUUCAGGGUCCUUUGAAACGAUUCCUAGAAGACUUAGGGCGCCUGCAAAAGAAGUUUUACGCCAAAGAUGAGCGGCUGCUCUGCCCCAUCAGGACCUACCUCAUCACAGCCAGGAGCGCGGCCAACUCGGGGGCCUGUGUGCUCAAGAGACUCCGGACCUGGGGCCUCGAGAUUGAUGAGGCGCUCUUCCUGGCGGGGGCCCCCAAGGGGCCUAUUUUGGUCAAAAUCCGUCCCCAUAUCUUCUUUGAUGAUGACAUGUUCCACAUAAAGGAAGUGCAGAAGUAUGGCACCUUAGUAGGCAAUGUACCCUUCCCCGGCCUCUGGAGAGGAAGCCAAAAUCAGGAAGUCGACCAUGAGGCAGGUGCCCAAGAGCCCGGACAGGACAGCGAAUGUCGGGCUGAGGCUGCCCGGGCCCAGAGGCUCCGGAGCGCCGCAAGCCUGCUGUCCCCAAGCUGCAGCAAAUGCUUCUUAGGAAACAGCUUCUGGCAGCCGAUGAGGCGGCCCACCGUGGAGUCCAACAGCCCGUCCCUGUCCCAGCGAUCGGCCAUCUCCUUCGCCAAGGAUUUCUUGGCCGGUGGCAUCGCCACUGCUAUCUCCAAGACUGCUGUGGCCCCGAUCGAAAGAGUCAAGCUCUUAUUACAGGUGCAGCAUAACACAUGCGCAGGCGCUGUCGGAGCCCCAGCUAUGGUGGCGCUGUGCUCGGCUCUGCUGGCGGCGGCCCUGGGCGGGGGAUUGUGGUUGACGGCACGCCGCUACUUGAUGCCUGCGGGGCAGAUCACGGCCGGCCUCAUGCGCGGCAAGACGGUCAUCGUGACGGGCGCCAACAGCGGCCUAGGCCGGGCCACAGCGGCCGAGCUGCUGCGCCGGGGGGCCCGCGUCAUCCUCGCCUGCCGCGACCGCGGGCGCGCCGAGGAAGCCGCUUCUGAGCUCCGCCGGGAACAGGAGCUGGAGCGGGCCCGGGCCCAAGCACCGCCCGCGGCCGAGGACGGCCCCGCCGGAGAGCUCAUAGUCAAGGAACUGGACCUGGCGUCGCUGCGCUCCGUGCGCACCUUCUGUCAAGAGGUGCUCCAGGAGGAGCCCCGGGUAGAUGUCUUGAUCAAUAACGCAGGGGUCUUCCAGUGCCCCUACACGAAGACCGAAGACGGCUUUGAGAUGCAGUUUGGGGUGAAUCACCUGGGCCACUUCUUGCUCACCAACCUGCUUCUCGACCGCCUUAAAGACUCGGCCCCCAGCAGGAUCGUGGUGGUUUCUUCCAAGCUUUACAAAUACGGGGAAAUCAACUUUGAAGAUUUGAAUAGUGAGGUAAAAUAUAAUAAAAGUUUCUGUUAUAGUCAGAGCAAGCUGGCCAAUAUUCUCUUUGCCAGAGAACUAGCCCGCCGCCUGGAAGGCACGAAUGUUACCGUCAACGUGCUUCACCCUGGUAUUGUCCGGACCAAUCUGGGGAGGCACAUCAACAUCCCCCUGCUGGCCAAGCCUCUCUUCAAUCUGGUGUCAUGGGCUUUUUUCAAAACGCCCGUGGAAGGAGCCCAAACCUCAGUCUACCUGGCCUCCUCAGCAGAAGUGGAGGGGGUGUCGGGAAAGUACUUUGGGGACUGCAAAGAGGAGGAGCUCCUGCCCAAAGCCAUGGAUGACUCUGUGGCAAGAAAGCUCUGGGAUAUCAGUGAAGUGAUGGUGGGCCUGUUAAAGUAGCUCUCAGGAGUGUGGGGAGGAGAGUUGGUUUUGGCAGGCCCUUUCCCAGGGAUGGGCCUUGGGACUGGGGCACUUAGGCACUAAAUAUGUUGUGUGGUUUCUCUUAAUCAUUGCGACCUUGAAAGGCUCCAACACUAAUGGACAUGGCCACGUCCUUGAGGCUACAGAAAACCCCUAGUCUUAAUGCUCUCAGACGAGCAGCUGUUUGUUAAGCUAAAAAACCAAGUGUUUACUUGAAUUCAGAACCGGGCAGUGAUGUCACUGCCAGGAGUCCCCCUGGCGUGGGAUUCAGAAUUGUUGGAAUAAACACUGUUGAUGAAGCUUGA
Messenger RNA from Antechinus flavipes (yellow-footed antechinus), 3452 nucleotides. RefSeq names its product cytosolic 5'-nucleotidase 1B-like. The record is from RefSeq and is a predicted model, not a curated record. Gene Ontology annotation, molecular function: magnesium ion binding; 5'-nucleotidase activity; nucleotide binding. Gene Ontology annotation, cellular component: cytosol; cytoplasm. The transcript is spliced from 14 exons. NCBI's taxonomy places the organism in Eukaryota, Metazoa, Chordata, Mammalia, Dasyuromorphia, Dasyuridae. The coding region runs from base 115 to 3126 and encodes 1003 amino acids. Gene Ontology annotation, biological process: nucleotide metabolic process; adenosine metabolic process.